Molecule: messenger RNA, 1848 nt
Organism: Anopheles arabiensis
Lineage: Eukaryota; Metazoa; Arthropoda; Insecta; Diptera; Culicidae
Exons: 4
Coding region: 1-1848 (615 amino acids)
Biological process (GO): DNA integration
Molecular function (GO): nucleic acid binding
Source: RefSeq, a predicted model, not a curated record
AUGGAAGACAACAGUGAAAUCACGUUAGAUCAGCUAACCGGUGAAGCUCAACGCCUGCUUAACCUGCGCCAAGAUAGCAACCUUAUCUCAAACACUGCGCAUGAGGUAAACGCAGUGAGAAAGAAUGAGACGAAACAACAAAACAUCAAAGGAGGUGGCAAGGAAGCGAAAGCAAAAGAAGCGUUAGUUCGUGUUGUAGAAGAGGAACUGUUACUUUUCGGAGCAGACAGUAUGGAUGUUUUCGGGCUUUGGAAACAGCCACUUGAUGCCUUUUGCAACAUCGUUGGGUGUGUUAAAGAUGCCGCAGCAGCUGUGAUUCAGCAAUUUCCAUCGUUGUUCUCGAACGAACUUGGUCGUUGUGAUAAGAUGAAAAUUAGUCUACAGUUGAAGGAUGACGUGAAUCCUGUAUUUCGCCCGAAACGUCCAGUAGCGUAUGCUAUGCAGUCGAUGGUUGAAGAUGAAUUGACCAGGUUAGAGGACAAUUUCGGAAAUGCCGACAUACUGUCCAGGUUAAUGGACCGACACGAGAAACCGGAGGAGGACUACGUCAUUGCUAGUAUCCAGCUAGAGGAUGAUAUUAAUCAUCUAGUAACCAGUGCUACUCAAGCCCUACCGUUGAACUUUAAAGAUUUGGAGCGUGGUACACAAGCAGAUCCUUUGUUAAGGAAGGUGUUCCAGUUCGUCCAAAAUGGUUGGCCAAAGGGUGAAGAGAAGACUGAAGACCUAAAGCAAUUCUUCGCACGACGAGAGGCCUUAUCUACGGUUGGAAAAUGCCUCUUAUUCGGAGAACGGGUAGUAGUUCCCGCGAAUCUUCGGAAUCGAGUGUUAAAACUGCUACACAAAGGUCAUCCUGGAGUAUGCCGCAUGAAGGCGCUUGCAAGAGGGUAUGUGUAUUGGCCGAAAUUGGACAGCGAAAUCGAGAAUGCAGUGAAGACGUGUCAGUCGUGUGCAAGUGCGGCGAAAUCUCCAGAGCAUUGCACACCAGUAGAUUGGCCAAAAACUACAGGCCCCUGGCAGCGUAUUCACGUUGACUACGCUGGACCUAUGGAGGGAGAGUAUUAUUUUCUGGUUGUAGAUUCCUACUCGAAAUGGCCGGAAAUAAUACCAACGCGUCAAACCACAGCACAAGCGACAGUUCAAAUGUUACGGGGAUUGUGUGCACGGUUUGGUAUACCAGAAACUGUCGUAAGCGAUAAUGGAACACAGUUUACAAGUUCGGAGUUCCGUGACUUUUGUAUGGAGAAUGGUAUUCAUCACGUGCGGACUGCGCCAUACCACCCGCAGUCAAACGGCCAAGCCGAAAGGAACACGCCGAAUAGAAUCUUGGAUCAAAAAUCGCCGGGGGAGAUGAUGUUAAAUCGCAAGGUUCGAACGUCUCUGGAGAUGUUGCGUCCAUCAUUUCGCGAUAUUCGACCAGCGGAUCCAGUGGUGGCCGACGAAGCUACUAGGAGGAGUUUCUCCAUAAACGACCGUGUCUACGCAAAGCGAUACCAUCGAAACGACUGGGAAUGGGUAUCUGGAGUAGUCGACAAGCGCGUGGGUAACGUAAUGUACAUGGUCAAAAUCGAUGGCAAGACCUUGCGCUAUCAUGUGAACCAGCUUCGGAUGCGUAAUGCAGAGACCAACGAAGGGCGAACUCAGCAACCAAUGCCACUGAAUGUGUUAUUAGAUGCCUGGGAUAUGUCUGGAACAACGGUGUCAGCAUCCUCAUCUGAAACAUCGGCAGCGACUACAACAAAUCUUGCGGAACGUGAGAUGACACCUGCGGAUGGUACAGAAGCAAGCCUACGCCGCUCGACGAGAGUGAGGAAGCAGCCUGCGUGGUUGGAGGGGUAUCAUCGCAGUUAA